GUCGUGACUCGUGAUGAUGCACGUGUGUGGUGUGUGUGUUAUCACUCAAGUUCAUAUUAUAAAACAGACACACGGUGUAUCCUGUACAUAAAUCUAUUUUUGAGAAGUCUGACUUCGUUCGCAGACUGUUUACAGAUAUUUUGUCAUUUUUUGUUAUAUAACGAUUGAAAAUGGGUAUUAAAAAGCUACAAGUGUUAUGUUCGUUUGUGUUAACUAUUGGCACGGCCAUAAGUUAUAUAAAAUGCGAAACGCGUGAAGAUUGUCGUAUUCUGAUUUUCACUACCACAAAAAUGAUUAAGAAGUUAAGCAGUGAUCAAAAAUGUACGCUGAUAAAAUAUGUAUUAGAUGAAUUCGAAUAUGAUACCAUUAUUGAUUUCCUUUAUCCGCCAGAUGAGUUGUUGCUUACCAACAAAAGUGAAGACGAUGCAAUAUAUAGUAUUAUAAAAGAAAAUGAGGUCGCAAUUCAAAGGAGAGUAACAGAGAUCAUAGGGUCAGACCAAGAAAUCAAUCUUGAAAGUAUGUCUUCCUAUGACACUGAGGUAGCAAAAAGAGGAAAACUUUUGAAUGUAAUCUUUCGCAAUAUUCUCAAUGUAAAAAUGAGACACUCUCAAAUGUGCGUGAAUGGCGAAAGUUAUAAAUGUAAAUUAGUCGGGUUAAUCAAGCGUACGGUCGAGUAUAGGAUGAUCAAUGUACCGAGAUGUAGUGAUGACAAUACCGGUACUUGCUUUAUAACACCGACAGGGUGGUUAACGUCGGGCGUUCCAAUCAAAUUCUCAUUUCGACCCAAAGAAUUAUAUCAAGACCGUCAAUGUGGCAUCAGAAGUCUGUAUUUUGAAACAUUGUUGUACGACCGAGUUAACCUCGUAAAAUGGCAUUGCACCGUACCGCCAAGAGACGAAUAUUCAGACGAGUAAAUCGAAUUGCUUGUCGAUGUGCUAUCUAUUUCAAUUAAAAGCAUUGUUUUAUUUACUAAAUGUUUCAAUAUCAAUAUUAUCAUACUGAGCUAAUAUACCUACUAAUCAAUACAAUCGU
This is a messenger RNA of Adelges cooleyi (spruce gall adelgid), 1032 nucleotides long. RefSeq lists its product as uncharacterized. The record is from RefSeq and is a predicted model, not a curated record. Lineage: Eukaryota; Metazoa; Arthropoda; Insecta; Hemiptera; Adelgidae. The coding region runs from base 171 to 914 and encodes 247 amino acids. The transcript has 11 exons.